Messenger RNA from Solea senegalensis (Senegalese sole), 4151 nucleotides. It is a transcript of the gene cry3a, whose product is annotated as cryptochrome circadian regulator 3a. Lineage: Eukaryota; Metazoa; Chordata; Actinopteri; Pleuronectiformes; Soleidae. Gene Ontology annotation, biological process: circadian regulation of gene expression; entrainment of circadian clock by photoperiod; negative regulation of DNA-templated transcription. Gene Ontology annotation, cellular component: cytoplasm; nucleus. The record is from RefSeq and is a predicted model, not a curated record. The transcript is spliced from 15 exons. Gene Ontology annotation, molecular function: FAD binding; DNA binding. The coding region runs from base 174 to 2171 and encodes 665 amino acids.
ACGGUAGUGCAGCAGCAGAAAGCAAGUACAGGGAGACGAGAGAAUCUCUGGCUCAAACUACAGGCAACCACUAGCCACACGACACAUCCUGAGCGCCAUAUCAGAGGGAAGAAAUGCUUCUUUCUUUGGGUUUGACAUAGAUAUCCCCUCCGUGGUCUCACCACAAGCAAAAUAUGGCCCGAAAUUCCAUCCACUGGUUCCGGAAAGGCCUCCGUCUCCAUGACAACCCUGCUCUACAGGAGGCAGUGCACGGGGCAGACACAGUGCGCUGCGUUUACUUCUUGGACCCAUGGUUUGCAGGCUCCUCCAAUGUCGGGGUUAACAGGUGGAGGUUUCUCCUCCAGUGUUUGGAGGAUCUGGACUCCAGCCUUCGGAAACUCAACUCUCGUCUUUUUGUCAUCAGGGGCCAACCAGCCAAUGUGUUCCCACGUCUCUUUAAGGAGUGGAAGAUCUCUCGGCUGACCUUUGAGUACGACUCAGAGCCUUUUGGGAAGGAGAGAGAUGCAGCCAUCAAGAAGCUGGCCAUGGAGGCAGGAGUGGAGGUCAUGGUCAAGAUAUCACACACCCUCUACGACCUGGACAAGAUCAUAGAGCUGAAUGGUGGGCAGCCUCCUCUCACCUAUAAGCGUUUCCAGACUCUGAUCAGUCGACUGGAUCCUCCUGAAAUGCCUGCGGAGACGCUGUCAGACGCCACAAUGGGUCGCUGUGUUACCCCUGUCUCAGAUGACCAUGGAGACAAGUAUGGCGUCCCAUCACUGGAGGAGCUAGGUUUUGACAUUGAGGGCCUGCCCUCUGCAGUGUGGCCAGGAGGAGAAACUGAGGCUCUGACGAGGAUUGAGCGCCACCUUGAGAGAAAAGCAUGGGUGGCUAACUUUGAGCGCCCCAGGAUGAACGCCAACUCGUUGCUGGCCAGCCCAACAGGCCUCAGCCCCUAUCUUCGCUUCGGCUGCCUCUCCUGUCGCCUUUUCUACUUCAAACUCACUGACCUCUACCGCAAGGUAAAAAAGAACAGUUCCCCCCCACUCUCUCUGUAUGGACAGUUACUGUGGCGUGAGUUCUUCUACACCGCAGCGACCAACAACCCACGCUUUGACAAGAUGGAGGGCAAUCCCAUCUGUGUCCGCAUUCCCUGGGACAAAAAUCCAGAGGCACUUGCCAAAUGGGCUGAGGCCAAGACUGGCUUUCCCUGGAUUGAUGCCAUCAUGACUCAGCUGAGGCAGGAGGGCUGGAUCCAUCACCUGGCCAGACAUGCGGUGGCCUGCUUUCUCACCAGGGGCGACCUUUGGAUCAGCUGGGAGGAAGGAAUGAAGGUCUUUGAGGAGUUGCUUCUCGAUGCAGACUGGAGCGUGAACGCAGGCAGCUGGAUGUGGCUGUCCUGCAGUUCAUUUUUCCAGCAGUUUUUCCACUGCUACUGCCCCGUGGGCUUUGGCAGGCGCACCGACCCCAACGGGGACUUCAUCAGACGUUACUUACCUAUCCUCCGAGGUUUCCCUGCAAAGUUCAUCUAUGACCCGUGGAACGCUCCAGAGUCCGUGCAGGCGGCAGCCAAGUGUAUAAUCGGCGUCCAUUACCCGAGACCCAUGGUGCAUCAUGCCGAGGCAAGCCGACUCAACAUCGAGAGGAUGAAGCAGAUCUACCAGCAGCUUAGCAGAUACAGGGGACUCGGCCUGCUGGCAUCAGUGCCGUCUACAAACGGCAAUGGAAAUGGAGGAAUGAUGGCCUACUCUCCCGGAGAGCAGCAGCCAGGGACCAACAACAACAACAACAACUCACAAUUGCCUGGAGUGUCGGGGAGCUCUGUCACAAAGGGCAACGGCAGCGGGAGCAUACUACUGAACUUUGACAGUGAAGAACAGACAGGGCCUAGAAGUGUUGGACAGCGGCAGCAACGACUGCAACCACUGCCCCAGCAGCAGCAGGAGCCACAGCAACAACAACAAAAGCAACAGCAUGGAUACCACUCAGUGCCAGACAUCAGCCAGACCAUAACCAGCAGCCGACUCUACCAUGAGUUUGCUGUGCCUCAACAUCCAGGAAUCUUCCUGCACACCAGAGGAGGCAGCAUCACAGGAAAACGGGAACGGGAGUCGGAACGUGAAGGGUCAGGGGAGGAAAACCCUACGUCUUGCUCUGUGCAUAAAAUUCAGAGGCAGAGUGCAGAGACCACCUAGAGCAGGAGGAGAUUACACCGUCCAAAUCUACACGAGAGUCACCACCUGGGCAGCAGAAAGAGGAAAUCCAAAGGUCACUACUACUUGUUCUCCAAACAAACACAGGUCCAGACACGACCACUGCCACCUCCACCUCAAACACCUGAACUGCUGUCUGCCUUCACAGUCAGAAACUCCCCCUGGGUUGUAAACAAAUAGAUGAAAAUGUGAUUUCUGACUCUUUGACAGUUACAUCAUGAUCCACUCAGCUCUGGAAACCUCACAAGAAUGUGUAAAGGAAUGAUAUGCCUCAAACAUACAGCAUACAGUGAUGAAUUAUUUGUUACACAUAAAUUUAAAAUGAAUUUUAAAGUACACUUCUGUCUUAAAACUGCUGCUACCAGCCAGGAUAUACUGUAGAAACGCGGACACAGCUAUAAAAGUGUUUUCCUUUGUUUUCUAAAGCCGCAAAGACUCAAAUGAAUUGUCUGUCCUUUCAUACACAAACAUAACUCCACUUUUGUUUUUAUCGUUAGCAUCCCAGUGUGCUGCAUCCUCUAGUAACCAGGUUAACACUGUCACCAACACACAGUCAUUAAUACUCAUUGAUGUUAUAUUAUUUGUCACAGAUGGAACUUACUCAUUAUAGUGAUAAUAUAUGUGGAUGUUUCAUGUUGUCUGCAUGAAAUGCUUGUACAUAUGCUAAUUGGGUUUGUUUUAUGGGUUUUUUUAAGUAUUACAUUUUCCAAAAAACAAUAGUCUGGAUUUCCAAGGACAAUUUUUAAAAUGUUGUAUUACUUUCUGUUAUUAUUAUUAUUAUUAUUAUUAUUAUUAUUAUCAUUAUUAUCGUUAUUAUUAGGCCUGAUGCACAUGGGUAUUCACAUGUAUAGCCUUGCAGGUAAUUUCAGGGAGUAACAUCACUAGUUUGCACGUGCAUACACGGAGGUUUAUUUGGCAAGUGAACAUGAUAUCCUUCAAUUUAACACACAUUAUUCAUUGUUUUUUCCAUGGUAACGCAUACCAUUGCCUGGUCAGCGUAUGACAUGUGUUUUUUUUUAUAUUGGCAGCUAAAGAAACGGUUUAAAUAUUAUUUUAGAUCAGACAGGGGAUGUUUUGUCAGUAAAACUUUCUUUAGACUGUGGAAUCAUGGUGACAAGUGUGGUUGUCAUUGUAGUUCUUUGUGACAGGCGUUCUUCAUCUUCAGAGGCAGACACAUGGAGCCAGACACUUUUUAAGUUGUUUUCACACAUGUUCAUUAACAUAUUCCACAAUUUGCAUUGUCAACAAACAAAUAUGAGGAGGCCCUGUUCUGUAUAGUUAUUGGGAAUUACAAUUAUAUAGUUGAAGUUGUUGCUUUUGUCAACUAGGAACUGUUUCUUACAGUAUUUGUCCACUUGCAGAUCAUGUCUCUGGUUUUACUCUCAGUUGGUUUCACUCAAAUUAACAGCCAAAGUAAACAUUUUAUUUUUGGCACCCAGCUCACAGCUUGUCAGCAACAGACCAUGGAAUAUUCUAAAUUGCAAUUAGUCAUUCAAAAGUCCGUCACAUUUUCAUCACCUUUGUGUUUCCUCAUACAACUGUCAUCGUUCCAAAUACAUGUGACAAAUAAAAGAAGUUUUAAGACAUAAGACCGAAAUCCAGAGUAUCACUCUGGGGUUUUCCGUUGCUAUGAAAUGUUAACUUUGUUUCUUUGCGGUCAACAACCAAAACACAUGUCAGUUUAUGUAGGACAGGAUGCAUUUUAGAGAUAAGAAUAACCAAUACAGUUGGUUCCAGUCUCCUCAAAUGUGUCAGGUUUUUUUUAAUUAUUAUUUCUUGUAAAAAGAACAAAAAAAUUGCACCAAGGAAGGAGGAAAACAAAACAGUGAGUUGAGUCAAUCAACUCACUGGGAUCUCAUUUAAAUGAUCCUAAUUCUGUCUGUGAAAUAUAAGCAUUAAACAUUCCUCAGAAACCGGUAAAUCCUCCAAAUAAAGAAUUGAUUUUUGUACAAGGAGCUUUAA